Messenger RNA from Lodderomyces jiufengensis, 636 nucleotides. RefSeq lists its product as uncharacterized. The transcript has a single exon. Lineage: Eukaryota; Fungi; Ascomycota; Pichiomycetes; Serinales; Debaryomycetaceae. The record is from RefSeq and is a predicted model, not a curated record. The coding region runs from base 1 to 636 and encodes 211 amino acids.
AUGCAAUUCUUCACUACUUUAUUAGUCACUGUUUACUGUUUAAUCUUACAAGUUUCAGCUGCUCCAGUUGAAAAAAGAUGGCUUUCACCAUCAUCACCAACCUUUUCCUUAAUUGCCAUUCAUAAAGGUUCAAAAUUUUCAUCAAACUUAGUUAAAUUUAAUGGAACUGCAGUUAAAUUAGGUUCUGAUGAUAAAGCUUUCUUUGGUACCAUUGAAGCUGACAAAGGUUAUAUUUUAAACUUACCAUUAACUAACGGUUCAAAUUCAUCAUCACCAAUUGACGUUGUUGUUUCAAACAGUUCUCAUUUAGUUUCAACUACUACCAAAAACGGAUCAGCAAGUGAACAUUUCGGUAUUAAAGAUGGUUGGUUAUCUUUCUUAAACUCAACUCAAUUUUUAGCAUGUCCAGAAAUUGCUAGUUCAAAUAAAACUUCAAACUCAUCAUCAAAUUCAACUGGUGAAUAUGAUUUAUAUUCUAAUCCAUUAAACAAAACUAAAUGUCCUUCUGGAAAAGGUUAUGAUGUUAAAUUAUUAGUUCAAUUAUCAAUUCCAAUUUCUUUCUCACCAGAAGAUAAUUCAUCUGGUUUUUUCAAAAGAAACAACAUCUUUAAAUCAUUAGCUCAAAAAUUAUUUUAA